GCCCGCAGGCCGGCCUGCGGCUUAACUCAGUAUCCCUGAAGCAACGGACCGUCUUGUAUUAUUUCGUAUAUGUUUUCUCUCUUAAUUUUAUAACGGCACAAGGUGCAAACUUUUAACAGAUAUAUAUUUUAUUGAAUACUGCUUAGUAAAUGAGUGUGAGAACUAUAGCUAAUCUGGAUAAUUGAAAACCGGUUUAUGAUUUCUUACCCAGAAGCUAUUUGAGAAAUAAUGUAUAAUUGAUAAUAUUCCUUCCUGUUUAAAGUGUUAAACAUGCGUUUGAAGAAAAUUUCAACAACAAUUAAAAUAAAUUUUGCUUUUUAGUGUUAAAAUAAAUGAAUAAUCAAUCUAACUUGAUUGUCAAGUGUUUAGUACUAUCAUAUUUUUAAAAUUUCCAAAAUUAAAAGUUUAAAUAGUAACUUAAUUGUUAUGCUCGGUCGCAAAAAUAAAUAAAUAAUUCAUACAAUCUCACCGUUAAAUAAGUAUGCGGUGAACUUAAAAUUCUAUUUUUAGAUUUUUAUUGUGGGAAUUGACAAUUUACCAUGCACGUGUUCGAUGAAUCCUUAUAUUUUUUAUCACGUGUACUUUGGAAAAGACCUUGGUUGAGAUAAACAAUUACUUGGUCACAUUCUUAAAAAUUCUAAAAACCCAAGAAUCUGCAAUCAUUGAGAAAAUGUUCAAUUCAUCAAUAUACUCUUUUUUUAAUGAGAACACCAUUUCAAAUCAGUGGUUAAAUUUAAAAAGUGGAAAUUGUAAAUGAAUCCAGUGGAGGAUAGAGAAAAGAAGUCUGUUUCACAUAAUUACAUUUUAUCUUUGUUAUGCCUAACAAAGCGAAGGAUGUAUAAGAGAAAAGUGCUACCUGAAGUGAAUACAAUGUUUACCAAUGUGGAUUAACAAUUUUCGGAUCGAAGGGUAUAUUUAACAGUUUAAAGUUAUCCUAGAUAAAGAUUUAAAAUUGACCUGUGAAUAAAUUCCGUUCCUUAUGAUUGUGCUGCGAAUAAAAUGUUCGAGAUCAAAGAGAUCAGUGUGUUUAAAAGUUGAGGCUGCGAUUCCUUGUUCCAAUCUGGAUAUCAUUUUAAAAGUGAAUUUUAGUGCACAAGUUGAAGAAAUUAUUUAAAGUGCUGCAAAAAAAGUAGAAACGAAUGAAUCUGUGAAAGUUAUAAAAAAUUUUCUGGUUUUGAACCGUGUUACCUUUUGUAGAUUAAGUGGACCAUUAAGUAAUGGUGAUGCGGUAGUUGAAGGAUAUCUGAGGGAAGUCAUGAGGGCGGCCGCCGCCUGCGUCGUGUUCCUUACCCAUCUGAUUCAGGCAACAACUGGAAGCGGUUAUUUUGAGGUGCAAAUACUUUCACUCACGAACAGCAGAGGCACCUUGGUAGACGGAAGAUGUUGUGGCGGAGGACCUGACAUCCGCGCAAGUGAUGUGUACUUACAAAGUUGCACGACAUCUUGUACAACUUUCUUUUGGCUCUGCCUCAAAGAAUAUCAAUCUACUGUCACUGCAGUAGGUUCCUGUAGUUUUGGAAACGUAUCUAGUCAUGCUCUGGGUCAAAACACUUUUACACUGAGAGAUCCAGUCACAUUGCAACUUCAUUUUACAUUUAGAUGGACGAGACAAUUUACAUUAAUUUUGCAAGCAAGAGACGAAAGGAGCUCAGGUGUCAUCGAAGAAACAAACUAUAGUGGAAUAGUUUUACCAGGACCUAAAUGGCAUACACUCAAUCAUCACGGUAGAAAUGCACAUCUUGCUUAUCAAGUGAGGGUCCAGUGUGUAGAUCAUUACUAUAAUGCCACUUGCACUAAGUUUUGUCGACCUAGGGACGACAUUUUUGGCCAUUACACGUGUGACACAAAUGGAGACAAAGUUUGUAUACUAGGAUGGAAAGGAUCUGAUUGCGAAAUUGCUGUUUGUAAAGAAGGUUGUCACCCUGUCCAUGGGCACUGCAAUGUGAGUGGCGAGUGUAAAUGUCGACAUGGUUGGAGAGGUGAUCUAUGUGACCAGUGUACCCCAUAUCCAGGAUGUAAACAUGGUUACUGUAAUGGUUCAAGUUGGCAGUGUAUCUGUGAUACAAAUUGGGGUGGAAUUCUGUGUGAUCAAGAUCUUAAUUAUUGCGGAACUCACGAACCAUGUCAAAAUGGUGGUACAUGUGAAAAUACUGCUCCUGAUCAAUACAGAUGCACUUGCCCUGAAGGAUUUUCUGGUUCAACUUGCGAAAAAGUUGACAACCCUUGUGCUUCGAACCCUUGCCAAAACGGUGCUAUUUGUAGAGAAAUUGGAGAGAUGCCAAUUUGUGAUUGUGCUCCAGGUUAUACUGGAUCAUUUUGUGGAACCGAUAUCGAUGAAUGUGCUUCCCAACCUUGUCAAAAUGGAGGCACUUGUGUAGAUGAACAAAAUAGUUUUACUUGUACCUGUCCUUCUUCCUGGCAAGGAUCACUUUGUCAAUUUGAUGUUGAUGAAUGUAUUCUUUUGGAAUCUCCAUGCAAGAAUUCAUUAACCUGCGUUAAUCUCGCUGGUGAUUAUAGAUGUCGAUGUAGAAGCGGUUUCACUGGAAAAAAUUGUACGAAGAAUAUUAACGAUUGCGUGGGUCAGUGUCAACAUGAAGCACUUUGCAUAGACCUAGUAAACGAUUAUCAUUGUUCUUGCACACCUGGAUAUUCAGGAAAGGAUUGCGAAAUCGAUAUUGACGAAUGCGCAUCGAAGCCAUGUAAAAAUGAAGGAGAAUGUAGAGAUCUUGCAAACGCUUAUGAGUGCGUCUGUCCUGUUGGAUACACCGGCCAUCAAUGUGAGAAUGAUAAAGAUCAUUGCAACCCUAAUCCCUGCAAAAAUUUAUCUCCUUGCUUCAACACACAAACGGAUUUUUACUGUCACUGUCCACCUCAGUGGCAAGGGAAAAAUUGUUCAGAUCCAUCUACAAGUCCCCUUCAAUUUGGAGGUAUUAACGAUGGGCUGGGAUGUGGGAGCGAAGAAUUUCUUUGUGGAGGAAGAGGCAGAUGCAGCAGAGGAAGAUGUGUUUGCGAUCCUGGUUACACUGGAGUCCAUUGCCAUGAAAAUAUUAAUGAUUGCAGCGGAAAUCCUUGUAUGAAUGGAGGAACUUGCGUGGAUUUAGUUAAUUCAUUUCAAUGCAUUUGUAGAGAAGGAUGGUCUGGAGAUCUUUGCGAUCAAGAUGUCAAUGAGUGUUUGAAUUCCCCUUGUCGAAACAAUGGAACCUGCGUCGACGGAGUAGCAGACUUCACUUGUAUUUGUCGAGACGGUUGGAAAGGUAAAACAUGUGCCUUGCAAGCCGGACAUUGUGAACCAGAAACCUGUCGCCAUGGAGGAAUCUGCCAGGAUCGAGGAGAUGGGUUUGCUUGUGAAUGCCCUCUGGGUUGGGAAGGCGCAGUGUGUCAUAUAGCAUCUCCAGCUUGUGCAAGCAAUCCUUGUGAAAAUGGAGCUACUUGCGUCAAUAGUGUUGAUGGGGGGUUUCGAUGUAUCUGUCGUGAAGGCUAUGAAGGUCCUAAAUGCAGAAGAGACGUCGAUGAUUGCCAGCCUCUUCCUUGUUUAAAUGGAGGACGAUGUGUGGAUGGUGUUAAUUGGUUUAGGUGUGAGUGUGCUCCAGGAUUCACGGGUCCUGACUGCAGAAUUAAUGUUAAUGAGUGUGCCAGUGACCCAUGUUUGGGAGGUGCAACCUGUAUUGAUAAAAUUGCCAGCUACUCCUGCAUUUGUCCCCCAGGACUCACCGGAACUCACUGUGAAAUUCGAACAUCUGGAGGACCAGAAUGCGUAUCUGCUUUUUGGGAUGACGAAUGCAACAUUUGUGAGUGUAGAAAUGGUAAAAGUCAAUGCAGCAAUGUCUGGUGUGGACCUUCUAAUUGUCUAAAUGGAACUUUGUGUUUAGCUCAUGAAGUUUGUGUUCCUUCACCUGGAGAAAGUUGUUUAGCCCCAAAUUGUCCUGCAUGGGCCGAGUGCCGUCCUACUGAGACUGGAAAAAGAGUAGGACCACCAGCCCUUCCAGCGCCUCCUUCCUGUUGGCCUGGACAAGCCACGACUAGCCCAACUUGCUCGAGAGUAACGAUUUUACUUAGAAGAGAAACUUUAGUAGCCGGUACUUCAGUAGAAUUGAUUUGUCGUAAACUGAGGAAACUACUUGCUGAUCCUAGGAGACCUCAAUCAGUAGUACUUCUCUGUGACUUGAAAACUGGGGACAAUGGCACUAUAGAAGUAACAAUAUUUUCUGAAGCUGCAGUUUUAGCUGCCAAAGAUCUUGGUGAAUCUUUGAGUAGACCGUUAAAUAGAGCACUUGCUCUUGCAUCUGUUCUAGAAGUAAAAGUCGAAACGUCUUCAUUAAGUGAACUUACACCUACUACCUCAAACGGAAAUGGGUUUUUAGCGGUUAUUGGUGGAGCCCUAGCAACAGUUCUAGUUUUAGCAAUUUUUGGAGGACUUUGGUAUGUGAGAUCUAUAAAGCAAAGGGCAGGACUGACUGCAACGACAAGCAGUGAAACUUCUCUCCAUAGACAUAGAAGUGAUCUAGACGAAAAGUCAAACAAUUUGCAAAAUGAAGAGAAUCUGAGAAGAUACGCAAAUCCCUUAAAAGAGCAAGAUGCCAUAGAACCUAGAGUUUCAGUGGUAAGACCUUUAUCUGGAGUUUCGUUAGGAGCCAUAGGACCAGGUGAUGAAAGUCUAGAAAUGAUCACAGAAGACAGUAUGCAUCGAUUGCCACCAUUGUACAAACCACCUAGUGCAGAAAUUAGAAAUAACACUGCUAGUUUUAGUUUUGAGGGAGGUGCUCAUAAGCCUUACAGUAAGCCAAGGCUUCAGGAACCCUCGUAUCAUCAACAGCCAAGUACAAGUCAAAUUUCCGAAUCACAUCAAGUACUUACAGUUCAUGUAUAAAAAUGUUCAUGUUUUUUUGCUGUAUAAAAAGCUAUCGUGAUCUUCCAUUAGUUAUUACAAUGAUAGAAAAUUAAAACGGGGAGUUUCAACAAAAUUAGUGUUAAUAUAAAAAAUAUACUAAAAGUAUUUUCUUGAUUACUAA
Leptopilina heterotoma is the source of this 5009-nucleotide messenger RNA. It is a transcript of the gene Ser, whose product is annotated as protein jagged-1. The transcript is spliced from 6 exons. The coding region runs from base 1256 to 4867 and encodes 1203 amino acids. The record is from RefSeq and is a predicted model, not a curated record. Gene Ontology annotation, biological process: Notch signaling pathway; cell communication; multicellular organism development. Gene Ontology annotation, molecular function: Notch binding; calcium ion binding. Lineage: Eukaryota; Metazoa; Arthropoda; Insecta; Hymenoptera; Figitidae. Gene Ontology annotation, cellular component: membrane.